AUGCGUUCCUACACCCUAGUCCUCGCGCUUCUUGGCGUCGUUUCUGCUAACCCAACCCCCAAUCAAUGCAAGUCGUUCCCAGGAGACAAGUCGUGGCCUUCGCAAGCAGAGUGGAACAGCUUGAACAAGACAGUAGGUGGACGUCUAGUGGCAACCGUACCACUCGGAGCCCCCUGCCACGUUCCGACUUUCGACGACGCGACUUGUGAAAGUCUGAAGAAGGAUUGGCAGUUCGAGAAGAUUCAUUAUGAAUCGUCUUCAUCUGUAAUGGCACCUUUCUUUGCCAACCAGAGCUGCGAUCCUUUCCAACCUCGAGACCGCCCAUGUGAGCUCGGGAACUACGUCCGUUACGCUGUGGAUGCGUCGGGGCCUGCAGACGUCCAACAAGCGAUCGCGUUUGCUGCCUCCAAGAACAUCCGUCUCGUCAUCCGCAACACGGGCCAUGAUUAUCUCGGUCGUUCCACAGGCGCGGGCUCACUAGCGGUGUGGACACACCAUCUCAAGGAAAUCACCCAUGUUCCGACGUUCAAGGGUUCAGAAUACAGUGGCCCGGCUUUUAAGAUUGGUGCCGGCGUUCAAGGUUUCGAACUAAUGGCUGCUUCCCGAGACAAAGGCUUGGUCGUGGUUGGAGGCGAGUGCCCUACUGUUGGCAUCGCUGGCGGUUACACACAGGGUGGUGGGCAUUCCGCUAUCAGUACUAGCUUCGGCCUCGCUGCCGACAACGUACUGAAUUGGGAAGUCGUAACAGCAAGCGGAAAGCUUGUCAAUGCGAAUACAAAAGAAAACGCAGACCUGUACUGGGCUCUCAACGGCGGCGGUGGCAGCACCUACGGCGUUGUGGUAGGGAUGACUGUCAAAGCGCACAAGGAAGCUGUUUUCGGCGGCGCCUCACUGUCGUUCUUCACCACGGAAAACGACCAGGACGUGUUCUACGACGCUAUCCAAGCGUUUCACGAGGAGCUACCUGCUAUGGUAGAUGCCGGAGCAAUGGUGGUCCAUUACUUCACGUCUUCGUUUUUCAUGAUCUCCCCGCUUAACGCCUACAACAAGACGGAAGACGAAGUCAAGGCCAUGCUUGCACCUUUCGUCGCUAGGCUGGACUCCAAAGGUGUCAAGUACACCGCUGAAUACAGCGAAUUCGACACGUACUAUGAGCACUACGACAAGUACUUCGGCCCCCUUCCUCUCGGCAACAUCCAAGUCGGCAUCGCCCAGUACGGUACUCGCUUGAUCCCACGAAGUGUUGUGGGCAACAUCUCUGAAACCUGGAAGGCUGUCGUAGAGAAGGGAGUGACCUGGAUCGGAGUCGGAACAGAUGUGAAGGCGUUUGGUUCGGAGAAAACAACGUCGGUCCACCCGGCCUGGCGAAAGGCAAUCGUGCACGCGACCUUGACACUUCCAUGGAACUUCACAGCCCCGUGGUCGGAGGCGUUCGCAACUCAAGACAAGAUGACCAACGAGAUCAUUCCUCUUGUUGAGGCCGCAACACCUGGUAGCGGAUCGUACGUGAACGAGGCCGAUUUCCGUCAACCGAAUUUUCAGGAUACGUUCUGGGGCCAGAACUACGCCAGGUUAUUGACGAUCAAGAAGAAAUGGGAUCCUUCAAGUCUAUUCUACGCCACUGUCGGCGUUGGCAGCGAAGCCUGGACUGUUCGGACUGACGGUCGCAUGUGUCGUGCCUAG
Molecule: messenger RNA, 1683 nt
Organism: Alternaria ventricosa
Lineage: Eukaryota; Fungi; Ascomycota; Dothideomycetes; Pleosporales; Pleosporaceae
Gene: ZEB1
Product: Zinc finger E-box-binding homeobox 1
Exons: 2
Coding region: 1-1683 (560 amino acids)
Molecular function (GO): oxidoreductase activity; FAD binding
Source: RefSeq, a predicted model, not a curated record